Messenger RNA from Hemibagrus wyckioides, 4349 nucleotides. RefSeq names its product RAB11 family interacting protein 1 (class I) b (gene rab11fip1b). The coding region runs from base 139 to 3780 and encodes 1213 amino acids. The transcript is spliced from 6 exons. Gene Ontology annotation, cellular component: intracellular membrane-bounded organelle. Gene Ontology annotation, biological process: regulated exocytosis. The record is from RefSeq and is a predicted model, not a curated record. NCBI's taxonomy places the organism in Eukaryota, Metazoa, Chordata, Actinopteri, Siluriformes, Bagridae. Gene Ontology annotation, molecular function: small GTPase binding.
UCCCCGUUAGCCACGCCCCAUGAAAAGUUUAUUGGAGCGCGAGGAGGUUCGGUCACACUCGCUGUGCAGGACACUUUAACUUCACUUCUCCGUUAAGGAUCAAUGUUGAUCUAACAGCUGUAGCGCGCGACCUCGGUUAUGUCUUUGGCGGAUCAGAGUCUGCAGUUUUUCCCGGUAAGCGCGCGGGUGUCGGUGCUCCGGGCACGAGGCCUCCGGAUCAAAGGGAAGGAUGGCACCAAUGAUACCUAUACGGCGCUGCAGGCUGGCCGCGAGACGUUCCGCACGCCGGUGGCGGAGAAGCUCGCGGAGCCGGUGUGGGGCGGGGACGAUGCCGCCUUCAUCUUCACGCUGCCGGCGGAGAGCGCGCGCACCGAGCAGGACGGCGUGCCCCUGCAGGUGCGCGUGUUUCACCGCGUCCCGAUCGGAGCGGACAAGUUGCUCGGACUGGCCGUCAUCAAUGUGCACGAGCUCCGGCAGAACGGCGCGCGCGAGAACCCACAGUGGUUUAAGCUGUUAAAUAAAGCUGGGAAAGCUGAUAAGGAGCGCGGUGAGGUUCUGCUGGACAUUCAGUUCCUGAAGAGCAGCAUGAGCGUCAGCAUGAUCGACCUCUCCGACAAAUCACACUCGCGCCUUGGAAAGUUCAAGGACAAACUGAAGGGCAAAAAGAAAGAGGGGCUGAGCGACUCGGCCUCCGCCAUUUUGCCUUCGGUCAGCCAGGUGCUGACGGACAGCGAGGGAGAGAUGGACGGAGAGAUGGAGGGAGAGUCGACAAAAAAGAAGAAGAACAAACUAAAGUCUCUUUUCGUUCCUAAAUCCAGCAUGAAGCGUAACUCUCUGUCUCAAUCCAUGUCCUCGUUAAGGACACUUCCUGAUAAAAACUCCUCCAUCAGCUCGAGCACGUCGUCGGGCCUCAAUGUGGAAUCUUCAGAAGGGAAGAAAAAGAAGAAGUUUUCCUUUUUAACACACAAGCGGAACGGAAGCACAGACAGCAAGGCGUCCAAUCAAAGUGACUUCACCUUCGGCUCGGCCAAUCAGAAUCCUCCGCCACAGGUUGAUAUUUCCAUAAACGGCAGUCACGUUUACAGAGGACAAACCCAAAGUGAAGGAGUGCUGGAAAUGGAGGAAGAGGAGGAAGAGGAGGAGGAGGUGGAGAACGAGGAAGAAGAAGAGAGCUGGAGAAGACGGGAGGAAGAGCGUAAACAACUGGAGGAAGAGAGAAGGAGGGAAGUUGAAGAAGAGAGAAAGAGAAAAGAGAAAGAAGAGCAGCUGAGAAAGGUGGAGGAGGAAAAAGAAAGGAUAAGGCGUGAGAGAGAGAGAGAGGAGCAAAGUAGAAGAAAGGAAGAGGAAGAAAAAGAGAGGAUGAAGGUGGAGAGAGAGAAAGAGGAGCAUAGGAGAAGGAUGGAGGAGGAAGAAAAAGAAAGGAGAAGGAUUGAACGAGAGAAGGAAGAACAAAAGAGAAGGAUGGAGGAGGAAGAAAAAGAGAGGACAAGGAUGGAAAGAGAGAAAGAAGAAGAAAGGAGAAGGAUGGAGGAGGAGGAAGAAAAAGAAAGGAGGAUUGAAAGAGAGAAGGAAGAACAAAAGAGAAAGAUGGAGGAGGAAGAGAGAGAGAGGAGAAGGAUGGAAAGAGAGAAAGAAGAAGAAAGGAGAAGGAUGGAGGAGGAAGAAAAUGAGAGGAGAAGGAUGGAGAGAGAGAGGGAAGAACAAAUGAGAAAGAUGGCAGAGGAGAAAGAAAGGACAAGGAUGGAGGAGGAAGAGAAAGAGAGGAUAAGGUUGGAGAGAGAAAAGGAAGAACAACGGAGAAGGCUGGAGGAGGAAGAAAGAGAGAGACAGAGAACAGAGAAAGAGGAACAGAGGAGAAAGUUGGAGGAGGAGGAAGAAAGAAUGAGGAUGAAGAGAGAGAAGGAAGAACAGAUGAGAAAGCUGGAGGAGGAAAGAAAAAGAAAGCAAGAGAUGGAGGCAGAAGAGCUGAGGAGAAAGUUGGCAGAGGAGAAUGCCAGGAAAAAGGCUGAGGAGGAAGAAAAGAUGAGAAUUGCUGAGGAGGAAAGAAAGAAGGAAGAGAAGAAAAGAGUGGAAAGGGAACGGAUGAUGGCGGAGGAGAAGAGGAUAGAGAUGGAGACAAGGUUGGCCAAUGAGAAGAAAGCCAGAGAGGAAGAAGAGAGGCGAAUAGCAGAAGAGAAGGAGAAACAAUGGAAAGAACAAGUACGAGUUAGAGAAGAGAAAGAGCGGAAGAGAAAAGAAGAGGAGCAGGAACGAAGGAAUACAGAGAUGGAAGAAAGGAAAAAGAAGGAAAAACAGAUGAGGGAAGAGCAGGAGAGAUUGAAAAAGGAAGAAACUGUAUUUGAAGAGAGUGUCAUCUCCCAGACCUCUGACUUCACUCGUUCAGCCAGAAUCUCCAACGUUAAACCCAGCGUGUCUGUCUCUGCAGCAGUUUCUCAAGCGUCUAUGGCGAACACCAACCCCUUUUUGGACGACGAAUUAGAUGCCAGCAUUUUUAGCAGUGUUGAAGAGAGAACUGCUAAAAAAGGACGUGCGCCAUCACCUCCACAAGGGCCAGAUUUUACCUUCAGAGGUGUUCCUAAACAGCUUUCCCAAUUAAAAGAAGUCUCAAAACGUCAAGCACCUCAACCACCAGAUAUGCUGAAGAUGACCAGAGAAGCGAUUGUCAAAGAAAGCGUGGAUCAAGCAGGUCUUGAUCAAGGAGAACGGAAAGAGAGACAUCAUGAGAGCAAAGUCUUGUCUGUCUCUCAAGAUGACACACAAGUUGAUACUAAUCCUUUCACAUUUGAUGAACCAGUGCCUGUAAAACACAAGGGACCAGCACCAAAACCAAGAAGUGGGAUAUCUGUGUCUGAGGAUAAGCCAACAUCUGUUGGCAAAAUCCUAACAGAAGGAACUGUUCACCUUGAAGAACCAGGAAGUGUUUCUAGUAGCAGAGAUAAUCAGCCGAACUGGAAACUGUUGAGUGCACUAACCGAUAUUACAGGUGAAGAUGACCUUACUGAUGAACUGUCAAGAAGAGAAGAACAUCGGGAGGACAUAAUUGAGCCUGAGUCUGCAAAACCAAAUUCUCCAUCAUGGGCCAAUCAGGAUUUGUUUCCAGAACCUCUGGUUUGCAGAACUGAUGGAUUGGCAAGCAUGGAAAGACCCCAGAAGAAAUCUAGAGCUCCUCUUCCUCCAAAUAAACCCAAAAGAACUGGAGAUUCUAGCACACAACUCCAGCAGCCAUCUCUUCUAAAUAAGACUAACUUUGAACAAGCCCAAGAGAACGCAUCAGUUUAUAGUAUGGAGAAACCUGCAAACAACACUCCUUCAUUAUUCACAGUUUCAUCCUCAACGAUCGCUACACUUGCUGAUAAAUCGCAGGUUGUGGAGUCGGUGGAGACGGGUUCUGAUUCUGGGUCUAGGAUUUUGCCAUGGGGUAAAUUGGUACCCAAUGAUGCAGGUGAAGUAAGAGAACAAGUUGAUUCCGCCUCAGUAAUCAGGCAGCAUGCAGUGAAACCCCUGAGCGCUGCAGAGAAACAGCGUGAAACUCACGAAUCUAGAUUAACCGACAACACACAGCCCAAAGCAAAGGCUGUAGAAGCAGUGAUGAAAGGCCCGUAUUCUCAGUUGACACAGACUGAGCUGAUCUCUAUGGCUUUGCGGCAACAAGAACAGAUUUCACAGCGUGAUGCCAGGAUCCAGGAGCUGGAGCAAUACAUCGAUAACCUGCUGGUGCGUGUGAUGGAGGAGAAACCAAGCAUUCUGAUGUCCUUGAACACAAAGAACAAAUCUAUCUGAGCACUCGAACAACAGGGGGGUCCUGAAGAAAGGGCAUGCAUAGCGAGUGAAUAUACUGACUUUCUGACAGAUCUCUGACAAUGCUAAAUUAGACGUUGCUAGUAUCACGUUCACUGCAGUGCAAAGUCUGUGGUGUUAAAGUCUUUAUUACUGAGAUAAACACAUCCACAGGGGAUUUAUUCCUCCUCACAUCCAUAAACCUCUGCUUUCUUUCUACAUAUCAAGGGACAGACUCAAAUGUGUAACAUUGUCUUUCUACUGUUUCCUGUUUUGUUACGCUCAGGCUUUUUUUCACUAUUGGACUGAAUAUGAGUUCUUUGUACCUACUGUGUUUAGUAGUUCCCCCUUUUUUUUCGUGAAACAGAAGGGGAAAAUGUCACACCUAAAACAGACAGCAUGUAUUGCCUUAUUCAAGAUGUUGUGUAAUACGCCUGCAAUAUGAGUGCAAUACUGUAUCCCUAAAGCACUUUAAUCAGAAACCUGUAAAUAUAAAUGAUUAUUUGUACUUUAUAACUUUUCAUUUGAAGUGAUGUUUAAUUUUCAUUCUGAAAUAAAGAAUCACUUUGCAA